CGAUCCAAAGUUUGUCUAAGCUUUUUAUAAUUUUACAUGAUGAAAAUAUUCGAGAGUAUCCUGUAUAAUUGACAAUGUGUAUCCAACCAAUUAUAUUAAUACAAAUGCUUUGUCUCGUAAGAAAGAAACGGAUUACUUGCAAGAAAUAUCAGUUGUGAUCAAGUACGGUUAGCGUAAAGAUAAAAAGUUCAAUUUUAUAGAAAUUGACCAUUUUAACAAUCGGCCAAUUAAGCGUAAUACCAAGUAGUACGACGCGAUUAUAGUAGUAGUUCCAAAUCGUACUGACGUCAAUUUGCACCGAUAUGGCGCAAUCGAUGUCACUUUAUUGAAUUUAUAAUGCCUGCAAGUGACAUUAUUGCAUCGUGACAUAGAACAAGUUUCUUCUCAGAUUUCCUUACACCCUCUGGGGGAAAAAAAGCUAAAUGUAUAACUUAGCUCCGAGCCUUGCGUAGUCGCAAAUAAUAGCAUCGCUCAUGCGACCUUCAUACGCACAGAUAAUGUCCGAGACUACGGAGUUACCUGACAAAGAGGACGCUGUUUCGAAGAAGAGGACUAACAUUUGGGAAGAUUUGGGUUCACCGCGUUACAUAGUCGCUCCAAUGGUGGAUGCGAGCGAAUUGGCAUGGAGAUUACUCAGCAGGCGACACGGUGCUCAGCUCUGUUACACGCCAAUGUUGCACUCCUCCGUGUUCUGUCGGGAUCCCAAAUAUAGGCGAGAAGCUCUCGCUAGUACUAGCGAAGAUCGUCCACUGAUUGUACAGUUUUGUGGCAGUGAUCCGAAUAUAUUAUUGGAAGCUGCACGCUGGGCUGAACCAUAUUGUGAUGCAAUUGACAUCAAUAUCGGUUGUCCUCAAGCAAUUGCAAAGCGAGGACAUUACGGAGCUUUCUUACAAGAUGAUUGGGAUUUGUUAAAGAAAAUCGUGUCGACAUUAAAGAAUGGAUUAUGCAUACCUGUCACUUGUAAAUUACGGGUGUUCUUAGAAAUCAGUCGUACUGUACAAUAUGCUUGUAUGCUAGAGGAUGCAGGUGCUAGCUUACUCACUGUCCAUGGACGUACAAGAGAACAAAAGGGUCCAUUAACUGGAUUAGCAUCUUGGAAACACAUUAAAGCAGUAAGGGAUGCCGUGAAAAUUCCUGUGAUCGCCAAUGGCAACAUACAAUGUAUGCAAGAUGUACAGCGGUGCAUUGAGGAAAUUCAAGUGCAAGGUGUGAUGUCAGCAGAAGGGAAUCUUUAUAAUCCAUACAUAUUUGAGUCUCGUUAUCCCGCCUGUUGGGAACCUGCUCUGGAAUAUCUGGAACUUGUAGAGCAAUAUCCGGUACCAGCAUCGUACAUCCGUGGUCAUUUAUUUAAACUCUUCCAUCAUGUACUUUGUUUAGCAGAAAAUCAAGAAGAAAGAGAAAACUUGGCUACCAACUCCACUUUGGAAGCUUUUAAAAGUGUCGCGUAUGCCUUGAGGGAUCGUUAUCUACCGUAUCAUGAAGGACAUUUGAUAUGGCAGAUGGGAAAGACAGAUUACAAUUUAGAGUUACCACCGUGGUUGUGUCAACCUUAUGUACGAGAGCCACCACAAGAGUAUACACAAAAAAUACAGGAAGGCGCACUUCGGAAACGCGAAUAUAGAGAUGAGGAAGGAAAUGAAAUAUCACGAAAACGGUCAAAAAAGCUUAAGAGGAUAGCACGUAGACCGAAUAGAGCAACUUCGAUUCCUAAAAGAAGUUCAGAUCGGUGUCAUGCCUGUCCAAAUCCUCUGGGUUUUAAAUGUGAAUAUAAAUUGUGUCGUCAAUGCUGCAGGAACAAAUGUUAUAUAGAAAAUUUAGACUGUGCUGGUCACAGAAAUCUAACUAAAACUAGAAGACAGAUGGCGAAAGAAUUCGAGGCAAAGCGUAAGGAAGUUGAAAAUAUGACAUGACACUAUGUAUUAAAAUAUUUUAAAUAAAAUUAGAUGUAUAAAUGUAUAUAACAUUUUAACUGUUUGUUUCUGAUGAA
This is a messenger RNA of Mycetomoellerius zeteki, 1987 nucleotides long. It is a transcript of the gene Dus1, whose product is annotated as Dihydrouridine synthase 1. The coding region runs from base 474 to 1910 and encodes 478 amino acids. Lineage: Eukaryota; Metazoa; Arthropoda; Insecta; Hymenoptera; Formicidae. The record is from RefSeq and is a predicted model, not a curated record. Gene Ontology annotation, molecular function: flavin adenine dinucleotide binding; tRNA dihydrouridine synthase activity. The transcript has 8 exons. Gene Ontology annotation, biological process: tRNA processing.